AUGAAAAACUCGUCUCUCGCGGGUUGGGUUCCAGAGAUCCAUCAUUCCAUUCUCGCUUACAUCGCAAACAUUAAUGCCGAGAAAAAUCCCAAUAUCGAGACUCUGGUUUCGUUUUACCAGUUCCUUUUGAAAGAAAUAAGCGCCAAGCCCGCAGCGAUUGAUUGCACCAAUUUGCGGCUAAUUUAUCUUCCCGAGUUUGAGAGCAAGGCUUCGCUGUUAGUUGAUGCCCUAAUUACGUCCUUCAUUUAUGCGUCCAAAUUAUCAAAUCAAUUGGCCCGGUUUUGUGGGUUCUUCAUCUUUCCAAAUGAAGAUGUUACUCCGCUCAUUGUGAUUCGGCAUUUUCUUGAACACGACUUUAGCGAAUCCAUAAAUUCCAGUCUUUUGCGCCAUUCGAUCGGGGUAACAAGAUCGCAUGCCGAGCCGCUGUAUGAUUUACUCCACUCAUUUUGGAUUAAAAACCCUGCAGAUUGCGAUAAGCUGGCUCCUAUUGUGUCUGCGAAAAACAUGAGCGAAGUCCAGACGUGCCAAUUAUUCCUUGCCACGUGGAAAUUGCUAUGGAACAUUCUUCAGUUGACCAUAUCGUGUGGAAACGUUAACGCGCACAAUAACUGUGUUCUGGCUUUUCUUUGCAAUCUUUUUAGACACGUUUUAACGGUCAAAAAAAACUCGCUGUUGUUGCCGUUGCCUGGCUUUGAGAACCAAGAGGAAGGUGUAAAUGCCUUUGCCAAGUAUUUUUCUUCUUGUGAAUGGUUUUCGACCCUUUUGUCCUUUAUUGGAACAUCCUCUGCCGAAGCUGAAAGGUCAAUGGAAAAGCGACUUGCUUUGGAGCUGAUUGAAGAUUUGCUAUAUUGGUGGACAGAAAGGCGUGCCUUUCUUUGUCCAUCUUCGUGCGUAUCGAGCCCAAAUGUUACCAUUAUCGCCCAGAUUCGGAUUUUGCUUACUUCGAGCGGAAGGCUUGACGAGCCCGAGCGAAAGCGUCUUACGGGUCUUUUGAACACCUACCUCCAAUUCUGCCCGGUAAAGGUGAAGCCAAUCAUGGCCGCCUCCGAAAAUGUAUUGACACAAACCAAAAUGAUGGCAAGUAAAGAAAAAAUGCCGUUAAAUAUGAACGUCUUGAAAAAGAAGGCCCUCCCAAAUGACGAAAUGCCUGUCUUUUCAUUUACCGAGCAUGUAAGAGCGUCCAAAAAGAUCUGCUUGCCAAUGGAGAAGAAACUUGCCUCAAUAUGUAGCCAGGAAAAUCUUCGCAAGCUGGUUCCCUCCUAUUUGAGCAAGAGCUCGCCAUCGUCUAAACAAAGUUCACAAAUUUGCUCGAAGAGCACUUUUAUCUCUUCUCGAUUGAAACAGGUAAGAGCAAAGUUGGUUAAAGAUACCAUGCUUGCAUCUGUUGCCUCCCCAAGGCGUGUUGCACACCAGAAGGUCAAUAGCUAUGAAACCAUUUCUACAGAUGAAGAGGAGGAUAAAGGCGACCUAUGCGCAGCGACCAGCGAUGCUAUUUUGGCUCUCUCCACCUCUAAAGGUUUGAUCGAUUUAACCGGUAUGGAAAAGCACCGGCCACUGGGAAUUGACUCUGGAAUUCAAAGCAAGCCAAUCCAGGUGAUCAAUAACGUUGUUGGUACUGUUGCUCAACCGGUGGCUGCCGUAUCCAAAUCAUCGGCUAGAAGUAUCCGUGGAAUUAGGCCUGUAUUGGAUCUUCCCUCUUUGCAAAGAAAAAUCCUGUCCUGGAAUCUUGAAGCAAUCACAGAGGUAUCGGGUAAAAAGGAUAAUGCGACAGCACCAGAAAAUAUUCCUUCCAAAUUUACGGAUGCUACUCAUUAUGCUCGGAUCUUUGAGCCUUUGUUGCUGCUCGAGUGUAAAGCCCAAGUUGUUAAAAGCAUUGAAGAAAUCGGCGGGCUUGAUUCUGCAAAGGUAUUUAGCAGCGACAAUUUUGACUGGUCAGAAUAUGUUCUGAAUUCGGUCAAUAUGAUCGACGAUUUUUAUGACGUCCAGUUCAUUUUCAAGCCAUCAUCCUCAAGCUGUGGUAGCACAGGCCCGAGUACCAGGAAAGUGGGCAUAUUUGAUGUCCCGUUACUUGAGCAUGAUUUGGCAUAUUUAGAAUCGUGCGAUAAAUCUCUCAAGGCAUCUGCCAUUGUGGUCGGCAGUGUUUCCAUCAAAGGCGGCGAGGCUUUCAUAACACUUCGGUUUCGCCCUGGGGUUGACGCGAGAUGGGGAUCCAUUUUCAGAGAAGGCUCGGUCUGGAAAAUCAUGAAGAUUACUCCAUUGGUGACGGUUGUACGAGAAUAUCUUGCACUCUCCAAUAUCUCUUGUUCUCCCUAUCUUUCUUUUCUAUUAGAACCUUAUCUUUUGACCGAAAAAGGACGCGAUAUUAGCGCAGAUGUCGUUGGAAAUACCAGGCAGCUGCWWGCAGCUGCCCAGUUUUCGCUCAACGAAAGCCAACAGCUAGCUAUCGCUUCGGCUUUGCAUAAGGAUGCCCAGAUAUCUCUUAUUCAAGGUCCUCCGGGAACCGGAAAAACAACCACUUUACUCGCCCUUGUUUAUUCUAUUCUUAAUCGAUCUUCUUUUGGAGCCACGGGGCCGGCUCCCGUUUCUUUAAAUAAUUCUCGAGUUACCCAAGCGUCAAACCUCCUGGGUAGCAUGUCAACAUCGACACUGGUAUCUUCAAAUCGGCCAAUUCUGAUCUGCGCCCCAUCUAAUGCGGCCGUUGAUGAAAUUGUUAAAAGGUUUCUGGACUCUGCUGCAUUUGCAAACCGCUCCAUUGUCCGGGUCGGUUCUCAGGAAGUUAUCUCGGAUGACAUCCGUCAUAUUUCUCUCGAUUGCCUAUUAGAAGAGUCUGAAAAGGCUGCUAAAAAGUAUUCUGCCGACUCGGCGUCCUCGUACAGUCAAUAUUUGGAGACGUUUUGCAGCACAAAUUGGUCCCCUUGCGAUGCCCCCAAAAAGGGCUUCACAAAAAGCGACGUUGAUGCUCGAAAAAGAACCGUCCAGUGCCAGUUGGACGAGGCAAGAUCGAUUUUUUGUAACACCGCGGGAUCUGUGAUCAACAGAAUCGAAGAAACCAGAGCGGCAGCCAGAAGCCGCAUCCUUCAAAGCGCCUCUGUGAUUGCUGCUACGCUUUCAGGAUCAGGGCACGAUUUCAUUGUAAAGUUGGACUCCAUAUUUUCGUCGAGCAACACUUCGCCGUUGACGAAUUCUUAUUUGUUUGGGUAUGUACAGAAUGUUUAUCUAUUUAGUGCCAAUGGCUCCGUUACGUUUGAUGCGAUUGUUAUUGACGAAGCUUGCCAGGCAGUGGAGUUGUCGACCCUUAUUCCUCUUCGCUAUUCCGCCAAAAGAGUGAUUCUUGUUGGCGAUCCAAACCAGCUACCGCCAACAGUUAUAUCCAAGGAGGCAUCCUCCUUUGCUUAUGAGCAAUCCCUCUUCACCAGGAUCCAGAGAAAUUGCCCUUCUAUUGUUAAUUUGCUUACCGUUCAAUAUCGGAUGCAUCCCUCAAUAUCGGCCUUUCCUUCGAUGUUCUUUUACAAUGGCCGAUUAAUAGACGGGCCAGACAACGCUAGAGCCACCGCUAGGGAGUGGCAUUCAAACCAUCUUUUAACCCCAUAUCUGUUUUACGAUGUGCGAGGUCAAGAGAGUAAAAGGGAGGAGCACUCCAUUGGUCGAAGCGAGUCUAAAAGGGCGGGCCGUUCUGUGCAUUCUCUCAACAACACGGCGGAGGCAAAUGUUGUCUUGGGAUUAGUGAAGCUUUUAUGCUCGGAGUUCCCAUCGAUUUCGGUAACCUUUCGUUGCUUUAAUGUUGCAGUUUUCGGGGCGGAUUGGCAUUAUCUCGCCAUAUCGUGA
This is a messenger RNA of Mitosporidium daphniae, 3825 nucleotides long. RefSeq lists its product as uncharacterized. The record is from RefSeq and is a predicted model, not a curated record. Bases 1 to 3825 code for a protein of 1274 amino acids. Gene Ontology annotation, molecular function: helicase activity; transcription termination site sequence-specific DNA binding. Gene Ontology annotation, cellular component: nuclear body. Lineage: Eukaryota; Fungi; Microsporidia. The transcript is spliced from 2 exons. Gene Ontology annotation, biological process: termination of RNA polymerase II transcription.